AAGUCCCUACGGAAUCACAACCUAUAACAACAACUGAUGAAAAAUCGACGGUAGUACUCAACGAAAGUAUCGAGACCAACAAAGUAGAGGCCGGACCAGUUUACCUUGAAAAUUUUCCGCCAAAAGCAAUAAAGGAAAAGAAUUUUACGGAAUCAGAAAAUACGCAAAGCUACGAAGUAGAGCUAGUACCAGUAAAUCAUAACAAUUUUCAAGAGGACUCUAUGAAAUCGGAGCCAAUGGGAAUGGUCGCAAUAAAGCAAGAGUGUGAUAUCGUCAAUGAAGAACUUUCGUCAGAUAAAAUCUUUCAAAUACCCAAAGAGAUUAUUGAGGAAAUUUCCACAGAAAUAAGUCCAUCAAAUACUUGCGAAGUAGAAACAAUUCCAAACGUAUCGACAAAAAUAGUCGCGCAGGAAGUUGCAACGGAAUCAACAGCCCCGCGAGAAAUUCUUCAAAAUAUUCUCUCGGAAUCACAGACACCGCAGGCCGAUGAACAAGCGUCAGAGUCAUUGACGUCUGCAAAUGUGACAGUCGUCAGUAUGGAACUCCCGCCGAAACCAAGCGUCGAAGAGGGCUUCACGGAAAUUAAAUCUCUAUUUAGUGAGGAUUCAGAUCUGGUGCCGUCCGUCAAUAUGGACACACCGCGCAAAACCGUAAUUGAAAAAUUGUUUAAUAAAUCAGAGCUACCGGGGAUAGUCGAAAUAGAACCAGUGCCAGCCACUAAUUCCGCAAAACUUCCAAAACCUAUCACCGAAAUGAUAUCCCUAGAGAAAAGCCUAACAUCGUCAACUGGAGUAGAGCCAGUGCCACUCGCUGAGGUGCGCAUACUGUCCGACCCAAACCUUCAUCAGCCUCCUGUGGAAAAAGAACUAUCGCCGACAGAUGAAGAGGCGCCAGUUCCAGCCAAUUCAGAUAUGCCGUCAGGUUCACUAAUUCCCUUGGAAUCCACACCAAUUCAAAAUAACGAAGGAGACACCGUAUCGGACGUUGAAGCGCACACAAAGUCAGAUAACAUAUUCCAAAAGACUCGCACACAACUGGAAUUACCUCAACCUAUCGAACCAACUCAAGACAAAAUUAUUCAAGAGAUCCUGAAGGAACCAAAGCCAGUGCCAGUCAUCAAUGACGACAUAUCUACAGAUAAAGUCCUUCAGGUUAAUUCGAAGAACUCAGAACCACACCACACCGUCGAAGAGGAUACAAUGUCCGAGAUUAGUGCAGAAAUAAAGUCAUCGAAAUCCACACAAAGUAAAUACAUGGAAACAGAACGUUCACGGACAGACGAUGAAAAACCGAGCCCAGUCGUCGAAGAAAAAUUACAGUCAGAUAAAAACCCCACUGAAAUGGAAGAGGAUUUAUAUAUCAGUGAAAAAAAAACACCUCAACCAAUAAUUCAUAAAAUUCUCACGGAGCCAAAACCAACCCUACCAGUGAAGCCAGUGUCUGACAUCAGUGCAGAAAUACUGACCAAAAAAAUUGCUCAGGAAGCGCUCUCAGUAUCAACACCUCCGCAGGUCAACGAAGGAGAAGCAAUGCCUGUAGUCGCUGCAGAAAUACUUGGAACCGCCGAACAGAUUGUUACGGAAUUGGAACCGUUGCAGAUCGAUGAAAAAGAGCCAGUACCACUGAUACAUGAAGACUUGCCGUUUGAUAAAAUUUCUCAAGAGAACUUCAUGAAAUCGAAGCCAAUGGAAACAGUUGAACUGAUUUCAGUGCGAGAGAUCAAUGAGGAAACACAGUCUGUCACCAAUCAAAUCAUUUCCAUGAGAUCAGAAUGUACACUGACAGACGAAGGACACGCGCCGCCAAUCGUCAUGGAAUCAAAUCUACCACAGACUGUUGAAGUAGAAGCAACGCCGAUCGUCCCUAUGGGCAAGUCGCCAAGAUCAAUCGUUCAAGAAGUUGGAACGGAGUCAACACCAUCUCAGACAGACAAAGUAGAGCCAGUUUCAGCCGCCGAUGCGGACUUAAAUUCAUACAAUAUACUUCAAAAUCUUCCAACGGAAUCAUUACCACCACCUAUCGACAAACAAAUGUCAAAGCUAUUCCCCAAUGCAGAAGUUGAGUCAGAAACACACCUGAAACCAAACACAAUGCUAUCCGCGGAAGUGGACACGGUGGCAGUCGUCCCUGCUGAAUUGCCGAUAGAAACAGGCGCUCAAGAGAUUCUCACGGAAAUGAAACCUGUACCUAGUGGCGAAGCAGAUCAAGUGCAAUUCUACAAUGUCAAAACACCACCAAAAACAAUAAUUCAAGAAACUUGUACUGAAUCAGAGCCGCCACGGAGAGAUGAUAUAGAGAAAGAGCCAGUCAAUAAUUUAGAAGUACCACCAAACCCGAUUGCUCAAGAGAUACUGAGCGAAGGAAAACUAUUCUAUGCCUCACUCCCUGAGUCGAGCAUACAGUCCGAACCAAGCAUUCAAGAGCUUCCUGCUCAACCCGAACUAUGGCAUACAAACGAAGUAGAGCCGCUUCCAGUAGUUAUUGAGGGAAUGCCAUCGAACACAAUUAUUCAAGAGAUAUCCGGGGAAUCCGAAACAUUGAAUAUUGAUGAAUUAGACUUAGGGAAAAUUAUCAAUUCAGACAUGGCGUCAGAUCCACUUGUUGAUUCAAAAUCUGCACCAAUGCAGAACAAUGAAGAAGAUACCGUAUCGGCCGUGGAUUUGCUUUCAAAUGCAGAUUCCAUGCGCCGAGCAAUUCGCUCGCAAGUGGAACUACCUCCACCUAUCAACCCAGCGCAAGAGUCUCUCGUCGAUGAGUGCGAACCCCCUAAGGAAAUUAUUCAAGAGAUCCCUAAAGAAUCAAAACCCUGUAAAGUCCUACAUCUGAAUUCUUCGAAAGCAGAAUCACACCAGACCCUCGAAAUGGGCACAGAGCCAGACAUCAGCGCAGAAAUAAAAUCAGAAAUAUCUACUCAAAAUAGUGCCAGGGAAACAGAACGUCCACAGACGUACGAUGAAGAACCAGACACAGUUGGCCCAGAGGAGUUAGAGUCCGAAAAAAGCCUUCAAAUUCCAGUCAAUGAAAUAAAGGAGUUUUUGGACAUAAUUGCAAAAAUGCCGCCUAAUGCAAUUAUUCACCAGAUUUCCACGGAAGAAAAGCCACCGCCCAUUAACGAAGUAAAACCAAUAUCGCUAGUUCACAAAGUUUCAAUGGAGUCUAAACCACCGCUGGCCGAUGAACGAGUAUCCGUUUCAGUUAACAAAGCGGAAGUAGCGUCAUCUCCAGACAUUCCAAAAAUUUCCCCGGAAUCAGAAAUAGCCUCUGCUGACGAAGUGGAGGUUCUGUCCGACAUCAGUAUAGAAAUAAUGUCUAAAACAAUUGCUCAAGAGGUUGCGUUGGCAUCAACACCGCAAAUCAAAGAAGUGGGCGCAGUGCUUAUCGACGCAGAAAACCCCCUAAACACAGUCCUGGAAGAAAUUUCUUCGGAAUCAGGACCGAUGAAGAUCGGUGAAGUUGAGCCAGUACCAGUUGUCGAUGAAAACGUCGAUGAACGCAUGGACACGGUUGAAGUGAAACCAGCUCAGGGGAUCAGUGAGGAAAUGACGUCAGAUAAAAUCUUUCAUAUUCCAACGCCUAAAAUAAAUUCGAUUUUGCAAAGCAACGCAGAAAUACCCCCAAUACAAAAUAUUGAAAAGACUCCCACGGAAUCAAAGCCACCACAACUCACCAAAGAAGAAACCACUCUGAUUAUCCUUACGGACGAAAUGCUAAAAUCAGUCAUUCAAGAGUUUCCAACAGAGUUAAAAGCCUCACAGGCCGACAAAGAAGAGUUAGUGCCAGCCAACAAACAAGAAACUCCUUUAUCUCCAGCCAUUCAUGAGAAUACCCCGGAAUCAGAAACAGUCCCUGCCGCCGAAGAGAAACCAUUGCCUGCCGUCAGUACAGACAUACUAUCAAAAACAAUUGCUCAAGAAGUUUCCAGUACUAGUGCUCCAGUUCCUGUCGUUGAAAUUAAGUCAGUGUCCGACGUCAGUAAAGAAAUACUGUCAGAAACAAUUAUUCAAGAAGUUGCCCCAGAAUUAAUACCGCCGUUGAUCAACGAAGUGGUAUCAAUGGCUGUUUUCGCUGAUGAAAUGUUGCCAAAUAAAUCCACAGAAAAGAUUUUAACGGAAUCAUUACAGUUGCGUAUUGACACAGUGGAACCCUUAGCACUAAUCUCUGACUCCAUGAAGUCGGAGCCGAUAGAGACGCUACCACAUACCGGAGAAAUAGAAACAGGGCCAGUCGUCCCUAUCGACGAAUCGCCCAAAGCAUUGGUUCGAGAAAUUACAAAGGAGUCAAAACCAUCACAGACCGGCAACGUAGAACCAGAGCAUUCACAGACAGACAUGCGCGCGGCAGAACAUCUCGCCAACGCAGAAGUUGAGACAGAAACACAGGCACAAGAGAUUGUGAUGAAAUCAAAAGCAGUGCUAACCACGCAAUCGGACACGGUGUCAGUGGUCACUGCCGAAUUAGCGAUAGAAACUGGUGGCCAAGAG
Molecule: messenger RNA, 4481 nt
Organism: Rhagoletis pomonella (apple maggot)
Lineage: Eukaryota; Metazoa; Arthropoda; Insecta; Diptera; Tephritidae
Product: titin homolog
Exons: 1
Source: RefSeq, a predicted model, not a curated record